Messenger RNA from Morone saxatilis (striped sea-bass), 1081 nucleotides. RefSeq names its product neutrophil cytosol factor 2-like. The coding region runs from base 1 to 711 and encodes 236 amino acids. Gene Ontology annotation, biological process: superoxide anion generation. Gene Ontology annotation, molecular function: protein binding; superoxide-generating NADPH oxidase activator activity. The record is from RefSeq and is a predicted model, not a curated record. The transcript has 5 exons. Lineage: Eukaryota; Metazoa; Chordata; Actinopteri; Moronidae.
AUGCCAGAGAUAUGCAUUACCACUGCCCUGAUCACUGACCCUGAAACGGACAAGACUUCAGACCACAACAGCCACAGGUCUUUCCAGCAACCCUGGCUCCUUGAAAUUAUGUCCACAUACAGAGCCCAAUGUGCUGGUGCUGCCCAGGGAGGAGAGGCGGGCUCUGUGGUGGUCAAGGUCCACUACAAGUACACUGUGGCUCUGUCUGUCCCUCUGGACACACCAUACGAUGAACUGAAGGAACAAAUCGCACAGAAAUUGGGCCAGCCAGCAUCUCAGCUGCGCCUCAGACACAAGCAGCAUGGCUCUCGGGCGCUGAUACCUCUGGGUGGGGAGGUGGAGCCAGGCCGCACAGUGCAAGAGGUGGCUGAGGCCGGCAGAGCCACCCUGUGGUGCCAGACAGAAGACCCCCUGGCCAACCGUACCAUCCACUACCAGAUGGUGGCGCUGUAUGACUACACUGCUCAGGGCCCAGAGGACCUGGAGUUCAGCGAAGGAGACACCAUCGACAUCCUGGGUGAAGUUAAUGAGGAGUGGCUGGAGGGACACUGUGCAGGGAGCAUCGGCAUCUUCCCCCCUACAGGGAGAACACCAACAUCCACCAGAGCCUGUUAUAGUUACAGGCAUGUUACUGUGCAGGCAUCUCUAAUCAACCAGUUUGUGAAUGGUUGCUGUUUACAGCCUAAGAACAACCAAACAACACCCUUAUAGGGGCAUACAGUGCACUCAGUAUUGACUAUCAUGCUUUGAAAAUAUUUCUUUCUCAUAUGAUAUCAUUAUAAUGCUGCUGUAGUGGCUCAGAGUAUGUUUAUAUUAAACCUGCUGUACCUUUCCUAUUUUCUAUAUCCAAUGGUAUCGCUGUAAUACUGUUACUAUAAUACUAUAAUGAAGGUAUAUACUGACCUUAUUGAACUCCGAUAGAACAUUAUGUUUCUAUUUCUACAAGGUUAUAAUGACCCCGGUCUGGCAACUUUGAAGUGUGGUGAGGUUGCUAUAUGUACCAUAGCGACUAAUAUUGUAAAGUAUCGUGGUACAUUUUCUUAAUAAUGAAGAUACUGAAGCUGUUUAUUAAAUCUCAUUG